GGAAGCAAAACGAAAGUAGGAUUGCGACAUUUGUAAACUGAACAUUAACAACGGACAGGAUUAUCAUGUUGGGUUGUUUACUUAACUAAUUGUGUCUUGAGUACCAAAGCAAUAUUGUCAGGAAUAUUUAUCAAACUCUUUUAUGAAGUAAAGACUUUAAAAAAUAAUCAGUACAGUACUUGACAGAUUAAGAUGGGAUCAAAACCUAGCACAGGGAGACAUGAAUCCAAGCCCGAGCACGAAAAACCUUCCGUUCAACCGCAGUCAAAACCAACCAAAACUGUGGGAUCUGGAGACACGUUCUCCCCCCAUGAAGUUCCGGAAAUGUCCGACAAGCAUGACAUAAAGCGACAAGAGUCAGUCUCCAACAGAGAUCUCAUGAUCAGCUACAGCCACGUUGACAAGGAAAUGAUGGCCAAACUGAGAGAGAGCCUGGAGAAGAAUGGAAUCAGUGUCUGGGUGGAUGUGGUGGGACUCGGUGCAGGUGUCGACUUCCUCAGUAAAAUAGGCCAGGCUAUCCUGGAAGCAAAGUUGUUUAUAUCUCUAUUGAGUACGUCCACGGUGAAAUCAAAGUACUGCCAGGAUGAAGUGGCUCUGGCUUACAUUUCCCAGAAGGCAAUAUUCCCUGUAGCAAUACAAUCUCAGGAAGAAAUAUAUGCCAUCAUGGACACUGGAAUGAAACUACAAUUGGCCAGCUUAGAAUGGACCUUUAUAGAUCCAGAAAAUUUUGAUGAAGGCUUCAAGGAAUUGCUGCCAAAACUCAAAGCAGAACUUGAAGAUCAGGAAAAAGAAGUAAAUCAAGGUCAUCAGGUGAAAAAGAGAUUGAAAGAACGGCAGAAGAAGUUUAAGAGGGAGGUCUCUCUCCACCUUGAUCCUCAUUUGUCAGAGAGCCCGAACGUGUACUGGAAUAAAUUCUACAAAAACAAGGAGAACGUGGAUUUGAAUCAAUUUGCUGAGGACUUCCUGAAAUAUUUCAAGGAAGACUUGAAUAAUGUGUAUCCAGCAGAAGACCAAACAUGGCUGAUCGACAACUUGAAAGAAGAGGUUGCCAUGUCUAUUGAUUCUGACGCCAAAGAAAUCACCCCAAAGAGUCUUGCUGAUUUUUGUACAGUAGAUGGGGAAGAGCAGGCGCUGUGGCAGAGGGUGACUUCCUAUGCUCAGGACAUGUACGCCAUGAAAGAUGUGUUUGCUAUGGAUUCUACUGUGAGGGUUGACGCCAUAGAAAAUCUAGGCAAAUACCAAAGUGCAUCAGUCAUCAAUUCUUUAAAAGACCUUCUAAGAAAUGAAGAUUCCAACAUCAGAGCCGUGGCAGCUGUGUCCCUUGCCAAGACAGGAAACCAGGACAAGUCCACCAUUAAUGUCCUCCUCAAGUGUCUGAAUGACAAAGAUCGCUUAGUCCGGGAGUCUGGGUGUUUGGCACUUGGACACAUGAAGGCCAAGAGAGCUGUGCCAAAGCUUCUCCAUUUGUGGAGGAAUGAUUUUAUCUCCCACGUAAGAGAAGCAGCACAGACCGCUUUGAUCCAGAUUGGAGGGGAGCAGGUGGACAAAGCCAUGCACAUCACCAAGGUUCUGGCUGAGGAAAUUCGCCUGCUUACAGAGGAGACCUAACUUGUACCCAGAAUGCACCACUUUAAUCUGCAUCUAAAACGGUGCAUGCAAAUAAUGCUCAACUUUUAGUACAAAUAUUGGGUAAUAUAUUAUAAUAAACUCUCAGUCCCUCUUUUCAUGUGAUUUGGAAGCAAUUAAUCAGUAUGUGUGUAAAGUUGUUGUUUAAAUUAGGGGUUUUUCUUUCACAACUGCACAUAGUAAUGUAACAAGGUGCUAGCUAUGAUGUAUAAUUAUAUAGAAGUAGAAAUAUUUCAUGUAGCACAUGUACAUGUAUAAUAUAGUUUUACAAUUCCAUAUACCAUAUACAUUUAAAUUUGAUUAUUUUUUAAUCUGGCCCAUUCAAGGUUCCAAUACAUGUGUAUAAAAUGUCCCAGCAUGUUCUUGCUGUUUUCAGCCUUGAAUUUCCAUGCAUAAUGCUAAGAUUUGUUUUUAUUUUUUUUAAACAGAAAGAAUCAUUCUUGCCAAAUGAAUUUCUAUAUGGCCAGUUCAUUCUCUUCAGUUGUUGUAAGGAACUUAAUUUAUAUGAUAAGGGCCUUAAAUUGUUCCUAAAUGAAUAUAGCUAUAAAGAUCGACCCACACUAACUAUUGAAGGUCAGUAAUUGCAAACAAAGAAUUUCUUUCAAUUUAAAUUGAGUUCAUAAUGUUAACCUUUUUUCACCACUUUUGCAUAAAACCCUUUAUUUUCCUUCUGGGCUUCUAUUGUCAAUUGAAAAAAAAAACUUUUGAUGAAAUUGAAAAAAUAAGUGUAAUUUCUGGUGCGAUAUACUGUAAACCCACUUUUAUUCGCAUGCGAGAAAUUCGCGAGGUUCGCUAGGGCCUCGUCGCAAAUAUUUCUCGCCACGAUGUCGUCUGGUUGUUAUAACAAAACAGGUUUGGAUAUGGCUUGAUUGCGAACAUUAGUCGUCGCGAAUCACUUUUGCAUGAGUAAAUCGUGAAAUAAAGUCCUCGCGAAUAAAAGUUGGUUUACAUUAUACAGCCAGUGAAUGCAGAAAAAAAAAAGAAAUGGAUGAAAAAUAGAUCUUAUUUGAACUCUUCUAGAAAAUAACAAAACAAUCUAAGGGAUAAACCCUGAAAAAAAAAGUUGAUUAAUGGAGACCACUGGAAUUUUUUUCAGAUUUCAGGCUACAUUUAAAAGACAAAGCAUAAAUUCAUACAGUUUUUAGCUCACCUGAGCUGAAAGCUCAAGUGAGCUAUUCUGAUCACAUUUUGUCUGUCGUCCGUCUGUCUGUCCGUCCGUCCGUCCGUCCGUAUGUCCGUCUGUCUGUAAACUUUUCACAUUUUCAACAUCUUCUCAAGAACCACUGGGCCAAUUUCAACCAAACUUGGCAAAAAGCAUCCUUAGCCUAAGGGGAUUUAAAGUUGUGAAAAUUAAGGACCACGCCCUUUUGCAAAGGGAGAUAAUUAGGAAUUUAUGAAAAUUUUCGAGAAAUUUUCAAAAAUCUUCUUCUCAUGAACCAUAAAACCAGGAAAGCUGAAACUUGUGUGGAAGCAUCCUCAGGUAGUGUAGAUUCUAAUUUGUGAAAUUCAUGACCCCCGGGGGUAGGGUGAAGCCACAAUGGGGGGUCAAAGUUUUAC
Molecule: messenger RNA, 3183 nt
Organism: Magallana angulata
Lineage: Eukaryota; Metazoa; Mollusca; Bivalvia; Ostreida; Ostreidae
Exons: 9
Coding region: 193-1608 (471 amino acids)
Biological process (GO): signal transduction
Molecular function (GO): oxidoreductase activity
Source: RefSeq, a predicted model, not a curated record